Spodoptera frugiperda (fall armyworm) is the source of this 1344-nucleotide messenger RNA. RefSeq names its product ADP/ATP translocase 3. The transcript has 4 exons. The record is from RefSeq and is a predicted model, not a curated record. Gene Ontology annotation, cellular component: mitochondrial inner membrane. NCBI's taxonomy places the organism in Eukaryota, Metazoa, Arthropoda, Insecta, Lepidoptera, Noctuidae. The coding region runs from base 253 to 1176 and encodes 307 amino acids. Gene Ontology annotation, molecular function: ATP:ADP antiporter activity. Gene Ontology annotation, biological process: mitochondrial ADP transmembrane transport; mitochondrial ATP transmembrane transport.
UUUUUAUUGAAUAUUGUCAUGAAGUGAAAGUAAUGAAAUUUAUUUUAUUUUAUAAUUUUUAUAUUAUAUUAUAUUUAUGAUUUUCUACCAUUGGUUUUUAUAAUUGGCAUGGGGUUUGUUUUUAUUAACAUGAAAAAUCACUGCUGAGUUAUACUAGUUUUAGCUCGGGGAUUCAAAAUUUGUGUGGUAUCAGGAUCUUGAGGCAAAUUACAACUGUCUCAUUUAAAUCUUACCAAGUAUUAAGGAAAUCUUAUGGCAGGUAAAGGAGAUGCACCGAAGCCAAAGCGCGAAACAAGCGCAUUUGUCAAAGAUUUUCUAGCGGGAGGUAUAUCAGCUGCCGUGUCAAAGACCGCUGUGGCUCCGAUUGAGCGAGUAAAAAUUCUAUUACAAGUACAGGAUGUCCACAAAGAAGUCAAAAAGGACAAGAAAUACAAAGGUAUUAUCGAUGUCUUAGUCCGAGUACCCAAGGAGCAGGGAUUUUUAUCUUUGUGGCGAGGCAAUUUCGCAAAUGUUAUACGGUACUUUCCGACACAAGCCCUAAAUUUCGCUUUUAAGGAUAAAUACAAGAAUCUCUUCCUUAGUGGCGUCAAUAAAAACACAAACUUUUGGAAAUAUUUUGCUGGAAAUUUGGCGUCAGGUGGAGCCGCGGGUGCAACAUCUAUGUGUUUUGUGUACCCUCUAGAUUUUGGACGAACCAGAUUAGCAGCAGAUAUGGGCAAAGGAAACAAAAAACGAGAGUUCAAUGGACUUAUUGACUGCCUUCUCAAGACAAUUAAGUCAGAUGGGCCGUUGGGCUGGUACCGUGGAUUUAUUGUGUCUGUACAAGGAAUUAUAAUAUAUCGAGCGACGUACUUCGGGUUUUUCGACACGGCAAAAGCAUUUUUCCCUGAUCCAAACAACACUCCGCUGUUAUUAACUUGGUUCAUAGCACAGACUGUCACUACAUUUGCGGGGAUCUGUUCUUACCCACUGGACACGGUGCGGCGGCGAAUGAUGAUGCAGUCCGGUAUACCACCAGAACAGCGUCUAUAUAAGAGUACCGCACAUUGCUGGGCAGUAAUAUUGAAAAAAGAAGGCUUUCGUGCAUUCUUCAAAGGUGCUUUCUCUAAUGUCCUAAGAGGAACUGGUGGAGCAUUUGUCCUCGUACUAUACGACUAUAUCAAGAAGUUAUUGUGAACGGCACUAGUCGGUGCAGUAUUAUAACAGUCGUUAUAAUACUUUACUCCAAGUCAAUAACCAGACUCGGAAAACGAGUGUGUACGUGAAUGUUGCGUACUUUAUUUGGUGAUUAUUAAAAUACUGUUGUGAUGACUCGUUUGAUAAAUACAAGAUUUUUAUUUCAAA